UGCACCUGUCGGAUCACACUCUCUCUCUCUCUUCCACCAUCAACUCAUCAACCCCCUUAUUUUUUGGCCUUCUUCUUUUAGUUAAAAACAUUUGAUACAAGUAUACUACUCACCCCAUCAAACACUAACAACAACUGCUGCAACAAUAUCACUAAGACCUGCAGCUACAACUGUCCAUCUAUCACCCCUCUUCAUUCUUUUGCUCUUUUCAGUGAUCAUAUUUGGAGAAGAAACCAGCAGAAAAACAAGAAGAAGGUGCAUGGGGUCAAAUUCUUGAGUUCUAUGGUCGUCCUUGUUGUGUAAAUGCCAUGGCUUAUCAGCAUUAUCGAUCACCAUUUGGUGACACAACCUACACAAAAGUAUUUGUUGGGGGGUUAGCUUGGGAGACACCCACCGAUGUAAUGCGAAGAUAUUUUGAACAGUUUGGAGAGAUUCUUGAGGCUGUUAUCAUCACAGAUAAGAACACGGGAAAGUCUAAAGGAUAUGGAUUUGUAACAUUUCGUGAUCCUGAAUCAGCUAGAAGGGCUUGUGCUGAUCCUAAUCCGAUGAUCGAUGGAAGAAGAGCAAAUUGUAAUAUUGCUUCGCUCGGACGGCCUAGACCUUCACCACCUCGAGGAAGAACACAAGGUGGAAAUCCUUAUCAAGGAGGACCAGUAAUGGCGCAGCAGGGUGCUUCAUCAUCCUAUAGUGGAGUUCCAACACCAACGCCAUUGCCUCCCCCACCACCACCUGCUUAUGUUUAUCCACCAUAUGGGUACGCGACUUACCCACCUGAAUACGGCUAUCCCCAAGGAAUUUACAAUCCACAACUUCAGCAACCUCAAUACUACCAUCAACUAUAUGGACCUUCAUCUUCGGGCAUGGGGUCUCCAUAUUUUUACGGAUAUUCCAUGCAAGCAUCAAGGGGAACAUUUCCUGCAAACCCAGCGCAGCGUAUCCAAGGCCCGUCCUAUUUGUACUACCCACCUCAGAUGGAAGGCUCCUUCUCCACUUAUCCCCCUCCUCCUCCUCUUCCUUUAUUACAACCAACUAGGCAUCAUCCCUUUGCCUCUUCGACUGGUUCACCGACUCCACAGCCAACCCCAACAACACCAGCAGAAACAGAAGCUGGGGUGGUCUCUUCAGAAAGUCCAAAUGCCUAAGAAGCUGAUCACCCAAACAUGUUAUAUUGCAUGACCUGCGGGAAAAUUGUUGCUAAUUCUCAAUCUUGACAGACCAUAAUUAAUCCCCAGUGGUUCCUUUUCUCAGCUAUUCAUAAUUCUUUCGAGUCCGAGCCUUUGGCCAUUGCUGUAUUAUUUGCCAGACUCAGACCUCCUCCAAGAAAUCUACAGCAAUGGCAAGCGAAGACAGACUAAAUCAAAUUCAGGGCCAUUUUUUUUCCCCUCCGGAAAGUAAAGAAUUUCUUCAUUCAUUUUUUUUCCUCAUUUUCUUAUGAGACAAUUAAUGUCUUUUUAAUAUUAGUGUACCAAAAAGAGAAGGGAACCCAAUCCUGAAGAAAAACUCAUCCCAAUAUUUGAUCCUGUAACUCCUUGAUAAACUUUCUCUCCUUC
Coffea eugenioides is the source of this 1550-nucleotide messenger RNA. RefSeq names its product RNA-binding protein 38. The transcript has 6 exons. The record is from RefSeq and is a predicted model, not a curated record. The coding region runs from base 309 to 1142 and encodes 277 amino acids. NCBI's taxonomy places the organism in Eukaryota, Viridiplantae, Streptophyta, Magnoliopsida, Gentianales, Rubiaceae. Gene Ontology annotation, molecular function: RNA binding.